AUGGCAAAAGCAAAAAAAAGUAAUCAAAUAAAAAUUACAGUUCGUGGUUAUGAUGUAGCGACUACUGAGGAGGCUAUUCGCUUAGUUAGCGAAAAGAUUUCCCAACUUAAAUUAAGUUUUAGCGGUCCAGUUCCUCUACCAACCAAAAAAAAA
Messenger RNA from Ambispora leptoticha, 153 nucleotides. The record is from the annotation of a GenBank genome assembly. Lineage: Eukaryota; Fungi; Glomeromycota; Glomeromycetes; Archaeosporales; Ambisporaceae.